Symbiodinium sp. CCMP2456 is the source of this 798-nucleotide messenger RNA. Lineage: Eukaryota; Dinophyceae; Suessiales; Symbiodiniaceae. The record is from the annotation of a GenBank genome assembly.
AUGAUGCAACUGAUGCAGUUUGCAGAGUGGCUGCGCGAGCCCCGCCACGCCGCGGCUCUGGGCGCGGGGCUCUCGGCGGCCAUGGUGCUGAGGUGGUGUCUGCAACCGAAGAUCGACAGAUUUCGGGUCGUACCCGGCGUCUGGCUGCUGGGUGUUCUGCCGCAGCUGGGCCCAGGUGGCAAGGACACCGCCAAGAAGCUCGACGAGUUUUCUGAAAUCCACGGGGACGAGGGCGUCUUCGAGAUGAACUUAGCGGGAAGCCGGCUCGUCGUCUGCUGUUCCUGGGAGGCAAUCAGCUCUGUCUUGGCGCUGCGACCUUUCAAGGUGACGAAGCCCGGCAGCUUGGCGAGUGCUGCGCAUGGGGUCGUCGAAGGCGUUUUCUUCUCUGAGGGGGACCGCUGGAAGCGCGAGCGACGCAUCAUGGCCCCCGCCUUCAAUGCCAAGAACGUGGGCAGCUACGCGCCGGCGAUCUCUGAAAUCACGGAGAAGUUCCUGGCUGCCCUGGAUGCCGACUGCAAAAGCAAGGGCGAGACCAACUUCUCCGAGCUCCUGCCUAUGUACACUGCCGAUGUCCUUUGCAAGACUGCUUUUGGGCAGGAAUUGCGCAUGCUGGAGACGAGAGACAGCUCACUGGUGAAGGAUUCCGUACUGGAAGAUUCCCUUCCUGGGAAGGUACCUGGAUGGAGGGGAGCGAGCAGCCAAAGAUGUGGGGAAGAGCAUGGUCGGUCUCAUGGAGAAGCAGGCAGGGCAGGUCGAGACGCUGGUGGAGAAGCUACGAAAAAUGGACGACAAGUUUAG